Phoenix dactylifera (date palm) is the source of this 2680-nucleotide messenger RNA. Its product is annotated as Sec23/Sec24 protein transport family protein. NCBI's taxonomy places the organism in Eukaryota, Viridiplantae, Streptophyta, Magnoliopsida, Arecales, Arecaceae. Gene Ontology annotation, cellular component: endoplasmic reticulum exit site; COPII vesicle coat. Gene Ontology annotation, biological process: COPII-coated vesicle budding; intracellular protein transport; COPII-coated vesicle cargo loading. Gene Ontology annotation, molecular function: zinc ion binding; GTPase activator activity. The record is from RefSeq and is a predicted model, not a curated record.
UCGUCUCCACGGAAGCCAUGGCCGGGCCAAAACCCUAGGCGCCCCUCCGCCCUCCUCACAUGCGAGGGCUUCUCUACCCUCCUCCUCCGCCACCACCGUCGCCGUUUCCGCCGUCGGUCCUGCCGACCUUGCCGCCAUGGAUUUCGCGGAGCUGGAGGCGACGGAGGGCCUCCGCUGGCCGUGGAAUUCGUGGCCCUCGUCGCGGCCAGACGCUGCCGCCCUCGUCGUCCCUCUGAGCGUGAUGUGCACUCCUUUGAUGCCCAUCGCCGACCUCCCCCUCCUCCCCUACGACCCCCUGAUGUGCGCACGCUGCCGCGCCGCCCUCAACCCCUACGCCCGCGUCGAUUACCGUUCUGCCCUCUGGGCCUGCCCCUUCUGCCACCACAAGAACCCCUUCCCUCGCUCCUACGCCGGCAUCGGCGAGAACAACCUUCCCGCCGAGCUCUUCCCCACCUACUCCACCGUUGAGUACCUCCCCUCGCGGAACCCCACCUCCCACAGCGGCUUCGACCUCUCCCCGUCCUCCACCGCCUCCCUUCUGUCUUCCUCCGCCUCCUCCCUCGGCUCCUCGCUCUCCUCCUCCUCCUCCUUACUGCCGCGGCCGGACCCCUCCCGGCCGCCGGGGCCAUCCUUCGUGUUUGUUGUGGACGUCUGCUCGGCGCCGGAGGAGCUCUGGACGCUUAAAAAUGAGAUCUUGCAUGUAGUGGCGCAGCUGCCGGAAAACGCGCUGGUGGGGCUGGUCUCGUUCGGCUCGAUGGUGUGGGUCCAUGACCUAGGGUUCACUGACUGCUCCAGGGCUGUUCUGUUCUGCGGUGACCGGGAACUCACUUCAGAGAAGAUCCAAGAGCUCAUGGGCAUUUUUCAACUUCAGCAUCACAAAUUGGGCAUAUCUAGACAUAUCCCAAAGCAAGGUUUUCUGCUAUCGGUUUCUGAUUGUGAAUUCAAUAUUACCAAUGCAAUUGAAGAACUCGACUCCUUAUCUGACACCUUGCCUGGGCAUCGCCCUAAGAGAGCUACUGGUGCAGCGAUUUCAACAGCAGUUGCACUUCUAGAAGGUUGUGCACCUAAUACUGGUGGCCGAGUAAUGGUUUUUACGUCUGGACCUGCGACAACAGGGCCUGGGAUGAUUGCAGAGACUGAUUUUAGUGAGGCCAUUCGUACCCACCAAGAUAUUAUAAAUGGUCAUGCCCUUCUCAGUGAAAAGGCUCGUAGCUUCUACAAGCAUCUGGCUCGCAGAUUAUCUGACAGAUCUUUUGUUCUUGAUCUCUUUGCUUGUUCUCUGGAUCAGGUUGGAGCUGCAGAACUAAGAUAUCCGAUCGAGAUGUCUGGUGGCUUCUUGGUGCUUGCAGAGUCAUUCGAGUCAGAACAGUUCAGAAAGUGUUUAAGGCACAUCUUUAAGCAUGAAGGCACAGACCAUCUAAACAUGAACUUUGAUGCGACCAUUGACAUAGUGACUACAAAGGAGGUUAAGAUAUGUGGGGCCCUUGGACCUUGCAGGUCUCUUCGUACAAAGAACAAUUUGGUGAGUGAGAAAGAAAUAGGCCAGGGUGGAACUGCUUCAUGGAAGCUGAGUUCGCUGACUAACAAAACUUGCAUAGCCUUCUUCUUUCAAGUGAGCAGCGAUCAUAAUGCUGAGCCACCUCCAGUCUUCUUUGUUCAGUUCAUGACACGCUACCAGCAUGGGAAUGGUGGGUUUCGUUUAAGGGUGACGACAGCUGCAAGAAGAUGGGUAGGGCCCCGGUCACCAGAAAUUGCAUCAGGUUUUGAUCAAGAAUCAGCUGCUGCUGUCAUGGCCAGGCUUGCAGUUCACAGAGCAGAGGAAUACCAUGCCCGAGAUGUCAUCAGAUGGCUGGAUAAGAUGCUUAUUCGCUUCACAUCCAAGUUUGGAGACUACAUUCCAGAAGAUCCAUCUACAUUCCGGCUAUCAUCCAACUUUUCUCUCUAUCCGCAGUUCAUGUAUUACCUGAGAAGGUCACAGUUUAUUGAUGUCUUUAAUAGCACUCCCGACGAAACUGCUUUCUUCCGACUGAUGCUGAACAGGGAAGGGGUGGUUGGGUCCCUUAUCAUGAUCCAGCCUACUCUUUUCCAGUAUUCGUUUGAUGGACCACCUGUACCCGUGCUACUUGAUGUCAGCUCAAUCUCCCCAGAUGUUAUUUUGCUCUUUGAUUCUUAUUUCCAUAUCGUGAUUCACUGUGGUUCUAAGAUUGCUCAGUGGAGGAAGCUUGGGUAUGACAAGGAUCCAGACCAUGAGAAUUUGAGGAAACUGCUGGAGGCACCGGAGAUUGACGCAGAGGCGCUCAUGGCAGAGCGUAUUCCAGUCCCAAAACUCAUUAAAUGCGACCAGCAUGGUAGCCAAGCUAGAUUUCUUCUUGCAAGGCUGAACCCAUCAGUGACUCAGAAAACACAGCUGAUAGAUGGCUUGGAAGUCAUAUUUACAGAUGAUGUGAGCUUGCAAGUUUUUAUAGAGCAUUUGCAGGCUUUGGCUGUUCAGGGUUGAUGAGCUAGUGUAGGUGUACAGGAGUCUUCCUUUUUUGUUCUCCCGUUUCUUGACUUUGCCGCUUAUUCAUAUUGGCGACAAGAGUGAGGUUAGUCAUCUUGUAUAAUGUUGCCGUUUGCUACUUUUUUUUGGUUGAUCAUAGUUGCAAAAUGAAAUAUACACCCUUGAUCUCUUGCUUCUUAA